UGUUUUUUGAACUUGAAAUUUCAGUUUUUAUAAAGUUUUAAUUACAAAUAUGAUUUUCCAUUUUCUAAAAUUGAACAAUUUUUUAUUUGACUAUUAAGACAAUUCUUUUCACAUUUCCUGCGCUUGAAAAGUAACUUAGAUUUCAUUUGAAGUACUUUGGAAUGAGUUCUACGAGGUUGAAGCUAUCAUUGUACGUCAUAAGGUCUUUUUUUUAUUUUCUAUUGUUUUCCUUUUGGCCAAAAAAGUAACCUGGCUACCCAUUUACGCGAAAUCUUCAUCACAGUGAGGGGUUUCUCUCAUCCAAAAAUUGGAGGUUGUCUCUCUGUUCGUGGUGGGUGAAUGGCUGAAUGCAAACCUUGCUCUCUUUUUUGAGAAAGAAUACAAUGGUCAUGCACAACCAAAUUCUGAGAUGGCUGAAGAAACCAAAGGUACUAAAACUUGUAUGUCUUGCUUCAUCUGUUGUUGGACUGUUCUGUUAUGCUCUCAGUUCCUCUUUCAACCAUUUACUGGGAAACUGGAGCUGGUGGAAGAUCCUUCUUUAUAUUGUUCUCAGUUUCAUCAUUUGUCUAGCCAUCUUUUUCACACCGGCAAGGUCAAGUUCCACCUCUUUCCGGCUGGAAACUCAUUUGGCAUUUUUGGUUCUGAUAAUCACUUCUGUUUGUUCCUUUUUGUUUGAUAACGUGGUGAAGAGUAAUCCAGAUGUAUACAACCUCAUCUCUUGGGCGGCUUUUGCUACAAUGUCGCUUGGCUUGUCAAAUCUCACUCAAUUUGGAUUCCAGAUUGAUCUACUAUAUUUCUUCUGCGGAGGUCUAACAGUACAACUCAUGAAGAUCAAAUUGUGGUUAGUCACUGUUGGAGGGGGUUUCAGUUAUUCCCUCCUCCAGCUUCGUUACUAUCCGAGCGACACAGACGGGGAGAACCUUCGGCUCGAGGACCACAAUCAAAUAAUCAUUCAAGUUAAUGACUCAGAGAGUGUUAGUAGUACAAGUCACGAAGAAGCUAAUGCUGAUGUUGAUAGUACUCAAGGCACCUCACCAGAAGAUGGGGAUCUUAGAUUCCAAGACCAUCUACUCACUCAAAGCAAUUCACAUUCACAAGAUGGAAGCGUUGAUGAUGGUCUUAUCAUCCAACAACAGCUCAUGAAUUGUAUAAAGGAGCUUGAGAAGGAGAAUCAUAUGCUUGUUUACAUGGUUUGUAGUCACGUGGACAAAUACCUUAAAGCCGUGUUCGACUCCAAAGAAGUACCGGAUCCUGACAUCAACUUAGUGAUGGAUGCACUUCCAUCGGAAAUCAUGAGGCGCCUUAAGGAAACCGUGAAGCUGAUGGUGGAUGGAGGUUUUAAGGAGGAAUGCAGCGACAUUUACAUCAAAUGGCGAAGGGAGUUUCUAAAACAGUGUCUGCAGAAACUUGGGUUGCAAAUUGAAUUGCAAUUUGAAGAGUCCAACGAAUGGAAGAUUAUGAACUGGUUAGACACGUGCAAGGUAGCGGAGAAGAUACUGUUUCCCAAUGAAAGGAAACUCUGCGAUUACCUCUUCUCAGGGUUUUCUGUCGCUGCGGAUGUUUCCUUCGAUAAGGUUUGCGAGGAACUGACGAUUGGUUUAUUAAGUUUGUCAAUGCCACCAUAACAAUAGGGAGCUAUUU
Molecule: messenger RNA, 1641 nt
Organism: Vigna umbellata (rice bean)
Lineage: Eukaryota; Viridiplantae; Streptophyta; Magnoliopsida; Fabales; Fabaceae
Source: RefSeq, a predicted model, not a curated record